Sapajus apella (tufted capuchin) is the source of this 525-nucleotide messenger RNA. RefSeq names its product secretoglobin family 3A member 2 (gene SCGB3A2). Bases 99 to 380 code for a protein of 93 amino acids. NCBI's taxonomy places the organism in Eukaryota, Metazoa, Chordata, Mammalia, Primates, Cebidae. The record is from RefSeq and is a predicted model, not a curated record. The transcript has 3 exons.
GACAUCACACUUUGUGUGGCAAGUAGAACCACUGGCUUGGUAGAUUUUGCUACAUUUUCUGGUUUUUAAACUCCAGAAAAAUAUCCCAGAUAACUGUCAUGAAGCUGGUAACUAUCUUCCUGCUGGUGGUCAUCAGCCUUUGUAGUUACUCUGCUACUGCCUUCUUCAUCAACAAAGUGCCCCUUCCUGUUGACAACUUGGUACCUUUACCUCUGGACAACAUUCUUCCCUUUAUGGAUCCAUUAAAGCUUCUUCUUAAAACUCUGGGCAUUUCUGUUGAGCACCUUGUGGAGGGGCUAAGGAAGUGUGUGAAUGAGCUGGGACCAGAGGCUUCUGAAGCUGUGAAGAAACUGCUGGAGGCGCUAUCACACUUGGUGUGACAUCAAGUUAAAGAAAGACCAGAGGUGGAUGUGGACAGAGGAUGAUACUCCUAGCCUUCCUGGCUGAAACACAUUCUACCAAUUAUAGAUCAAAUGCCCUAAAAUGUAGUGACCGUGAAAAGGACAAAUAAAGCAAUGAAUAGAU